Messenger RNA from Clonostachys rhizophaga, 1806 nucleotides. Lineage: Eukaryota; Fungi; Ascomycota; Sordariomycetes; Hypocreales; Bionectriaceae. The record is from the annotation of a GenBank genome assembly.
AUGGGAGGGGAGACGGAACCACACGAUGAGGACCAGCGUCCUCCUCCUCUACCACCUCGACCCGCACCCGCACCCGCCUCGCCGACAGAUGCAAAGGCUCUGCAAGCAGAAGCCACUACAGCCGUGACUCCCCUGGAGAUUCAGACACUCUCGUUCCCAGACGGUUCCCGGGGUACAUUUUCGAGUCCUGGGAUAGGAUCAGUUGCGAGUCCCGUUGGCAGCGGCUUUUCGACCCCAAACCGUCGGCCUAGCACAUCAUAUCUCCCUGAAGAUGAUGCAGUCAGCGUGACCAGCUUCGCGCCCACCCUGCGGCCUGCUGGCGAUAUCGCUAGCCUGCUCACCUCGGAGUUGCACAAGAGGAGUCCAGCAUGGCAUCUCCUCAGGACGCAGGCCAGCACCGUGCAGCCAUUUGAGAGGUCUCCCAGGGGGGCUGGUGAUCGCCUAGCCAGGUUCGAGCAAGAGUUCGACGCACUUCCAGAAGAGGGAGACGGUCAAGAGGAUGAUGAACGUCUGUCUGCUUGGAAAUCCAAGCUUAAGCAUUAUUUGAUUCUAUCGUCGGCUGGAAAACCCAUCUGGAGCCGCCAUGGUGAUCUCAGUCUCAUCAACUCCUCGAUAGGCGUCGUGCAAACAAUCAUUUCGUUUUAUGAAGGGGCUAAGAACCCUCUUCAGGGGUUUACUGCGGGCAACACCCGGUUUAUUAUCUCUACCCAAGGUCCGCUCUACCUCGUCGCGAUCACCAAGCUGGCAGAGAGUGAUAUGCAACUACGUUCACAGCUUGAAGCCCUAUACAUGCAGAUUCUCUCGACGCUGACCUUACCAACUCUUACUCACAUUUUCAAAAAUCGCCCUUCGAGUGAUUUACGCAAGCCACUGCAAGGCACCGAGUCGCUGCUGUCAUCCCUCGCUGAUAAUUUCACAAAAGGCUCGCCUUCGUCGCUUCUGGGUGCUCUCGAAUGCCUCAAGCUCCGAAAAUCACAAAGAAAUACUAUUAACAAUACUUUCCUGAAGCUCAGAACAGAAAAAUUACUUUACGGUCUCAUCGUGGCAGGAGGCAAGCUGGUCAGUGUCAUCCGACCGCGCCGCCAUUCUCUCCAUCCAAGUGACUUGCAACUCAUUUUCAAUAUGUUGUUCGAGUCCGAUGGCAUCAAAGCUGGUGGUGGUGAGAACUGGAUACCAUUGUGCCUCCCAGCAUUCAACAAUCGAGGCUACCUGUACAUGUAUGUGAGCUUCUUCGAAGACCCAACCUCCAACGAGGAACAGGAGACUUCAACGCCCGAGCCCAAGCCGAAAUCAUCCGAGGAAGAAAUCGCCAUGGUCCUCAUUAGCGCAGACCGAGAAAGUUUCUUUGAACUGCAACAGAUGCGAGACAAGGUCACCAAACAGCUGACCAAAAACGGCAGCCUCGCCAUAAUACAAAGCGCGGUGUCUGCUGGCCGUCCCAAGAUUCCCGAAAUUGCACCAGGAAGCCAAAUCAGCCACUUCUUAUUCAAGUCUCGCGCCAACGUACAGUUCUGCAUGGGAACAUUGGAGCCGUAUUUUACGGAACCAAUGACACGAAGAAGGUUAAUGAGUGUGUACCAUGAACUACAUUCGUCGGUCCAUGCCAAGAACUCGCGACUCAAGGUGUUACAUUCAGUUGCUGAGGAUGCUACAUCACUGGCGUGGAUUACACCGGCAUUCGAGUUCUACUGCGUGGCUGGACCCAACCUCUCCAGGACUCUGAUUACCCAAGGCGCCAAUAAGAUCAUCCAGUGGACAAAGAAAGAGGAGGAGCGUUUGUUCAUCAUCGGUGGUGGUGUCUUUUAG